CACGCACGCGCUCACUGCCCUUUACUUAACUCGCAAGGACACAACGCAAAUCCUCCUCUGCUGAAUUCUGUUCCUCAUCUCCUCCUCCACUUCUCCCUCCAUUUACGCGCCAUUAUCCCCGGAGUGAGCUCCAUCAGCUCAGCUCUAUCCCCACUCCCGCCGGAAAUCCCUCUCCGCCUCUCACCUCCCACGACCGCCUCGCACCAAGAUCUCGAGCUACGCCACGAGCUUCAUGCCGUCCUAGCGCGCCCUCCCACCGCCCAAUUAAAACGCCCCUUCUUUUUAUGGAGUUCACGCGCAGGCGGCGCGUGUACAAUGCCGCCGUCCCAAGCGCCUGCUUCCUGCUCUUCCUCCUCCUCCUCCUCCUCGCCGCCUCCCUCCUCCCCUCAUCCUCCCCCGCCACAAAUCACGUCCUCAAGUUGACGUCGUCCGCGCCCCCGUCCACGUCCCCUUCCUCCGGCAAGAACGAGCCGGGCAACUGCGAGGACCUGGAGGCCCUCGACGGCGCGGAGGCCAAGUGCUCCUACAUCCUCUCCCACACGCCCUGCGCGCCGGCGGGUUACGUCGACUACCUCCGCCUCUUCUACUGCGGCUUCGGCGCCGCGCCGGCCGCCGUCGGCUACGCGGCCUUCCUGCUCUGGCUCCUCGUCCUCUUCUACCUCCUCGGCGACACCGCCUCCGAGUACUUCUGCGCCUCCCUCGAGGGCCUCUCCGCGGCGCUGCGCCUCCCGCCCGCCGUCGCGGGCGUCACGCUCCUCUCCCUCGGCAACGGCGCGCCCGACGUCUUCGCCAGCGUCGUCUCCUUCGCCGCCGGCGACGGCGGGGACGGCGGCGGCGUCGGCCUCAACAGCGCGCUCGGCGGCGCGCUCUUCGUGUCCACCGUCGUCGCCGGCGUCGUCGCGCUCGCCUCCGCCGCCGGGUCCCGCGGCGGGGCCGUGGUGGAGCUGAGCGGGUUCGUCCGCGACCUCUGCUUCCUCUUCUUCGCGCUCUGCUUCCUCGUGGCGGUCCUCGCCACCGGCACCGUCACCGUCUGGGUCGCCGCGGCCUUCGUCUCCCUCUACGCCGCCUACGUCCUCCUCGUCUGGACCUCCCAGUGCUGCGCCCGCGCCGACGCGGGCAAGCCGGACCUCGCCGACCCGCUCCUCCUAGACGACUCCGACGCCCCCACCCUCCCGUCCCACUCCGCCAAGCCGACGGACCCCGAGAAAAAAUCGCGUCUUCAACGCGUCCUGCACGCGCUCACCAUGCCGCUGUACCUCCCGCGGCGCCUCACCAUCCCGGACAUCGCGGGGCACCGCUGGCACAAGCCCUACGCCGUGGCGUCCGCCGCGCUGGCGCCGGUCCUGGUCGCCACGACCUUCACCUCGCGGAGCCCCGCGGCGGCCUCGCUCGACCACGGCCACGGCGUCGGCAUCCUGCUCGCCAGCGCCUUCCUGGGCCUCCUCCUGGUGGCCCUCGCCGCGUCGACCACGGACCGCGACUCCGCGCCCCGCAGCCGGCGUCACCGCGUGCCGUGGCUCGCCGCGGGGUUCCUGAUGAGCGUGCUCUGGGCCUACACGCUGGCGCGGGAGCUGGUGGCGCUGCUGGUGGCCAUCGGGUACAUGGUGGGCGUGGACUCGGGCGUGCUGGGCGUCACCGUGCUGGCGUGGGGGGACUCGCUGGGCGACCUCGUCUCCAACGUCGCCAUGGCCACGCACGGCGGGCCCGGCGGCGCGCAGACGGCCGUGUCGGCCUGCUACGCCGGCCCGCUGUUUAACACGGUGGUGGGGCUCGGGCUGUCGCUCACGCUGGCGGCGGGCGCGCAGUACCCGGCGCCCUUCACCAUCCCGGCGGACGGGGCGGUGUACGAGACGGUGGCGUUCCUGUUCGCCGGGCUGGCGUGGGCGCUGCUGGUGGUGCCGGCCAGGGGGAUGCGGCUGGGCCGGGUGUACGGGGUCGGCCUCAUCGUCAUCUACCUCUGCUUCUUCGGCACCCGCGUCCUCAACAGCCUCGGCCUCUGGUAGCAGCGAGCCGCGCAGCAAGCGUCAGCGUGAACACACACACGAUGCCGCUGCUGCUGCUCUGCUCCCCGUCCGUCAAUGGCGGCCGGCCACUGAUUGUACGUAGAAGCGCUAGCGGAUCGGAGGAGGAUGAUGAUGAUACGUAGAUAGAUCAGAUGAUGUACAGUAGUAGUAGUAGCGAUCCGCCCGGUAAUGCUAGGAUCACGUAGCGGAAUUUAGGGAUGUAAUUGUUCAUUGUUUUGAUUCCCAUCCAGUUGCAGUCCGUGAAAUGAACACAUGCCACUUCUUUCA
Lolium perenne is the source of this 2291-nucleotide messenger RNA. Its product is annotated as cation/calcium exchanger 1-like. The record is from RefSeq and is a predicted model, not a curated record. Lineage: Eukaryota; Viridiplantae; Streptophyta; Magnoliopsida; Poales; Poaceae. Gene Ontology annotation, molecular function: monoatomic cation transmembrane transporter activity. Gene Ontology annotation, cellular component: membrane. Gene Ontology annotation, biological process: transmembrane transport; monoatomic cation transport.